Molecule: messenger RNA, 661 nt
Organism: Eupeodes corollae
Lineage: Eukaryota; Metazoa; Arthropoda; Insecta; Diptera; Syrphidae
Product: protein sisterless A-like
Exons: 1
Coding region: 43-627 (194 amino acids)
Source: RefSeq, a predicted model, not a curated record
UAUACCAGUGAAGAUUAGUUAAUAUAUUUUUUUUUUAUAAAAAUGCUCCCUGGAAGACCGAAUCAUCUACCGGAUGUCUUCUUCCAAAAAGUUCACUUUUCAGAGCAAUUUCCAUCAGCGGCACCAGUUGAUCUUCAUGCAUUUGGCUAUUAUCGUGAUCUUACCGCAGAAAUUGUUGAUCCAGUAAUUGAAAAUGAAAUUGAGAAAUUCAUGAAAAAAUUCCGUGCCGAAGAAGAAAUGUUCAUAGAUCAGAAUUUACGUGAAAAUCCAAUAAUUUGGUACAAUCGGACUUCAUCAACUACAUCAUCUGUCAACGAGGAAAGUACUACAAAUCCAGAUCAAAUGUCAAAAUGUACGAAAUGUAAAAUGUACGGAAAAAUCAAGAAAGCUAAAUUUAAACUUCGUUAUAAAUUUAUGACAAUGAAAUUGGAACAAAAUGCAUCGACAUUGCAAAGUUUGAGGAAUUUCAUUGACAGUGCUGAGGGGAAAUUGAGAAGCAGGGGGAGAAGUGAAGAAUCCUUGAAAGAACUUCGUGAUGCUAUGGGCAUUGAUCGGACAAGAGUUGAAAAUCUUUCGGAGAUUAAUAGAAAGUUUUUCUUGGCAGCUGAAAGGGCUCCAGAAGAUUGAACACAAAUCUCUAAUAAUGACAUACUGAUUCCUG